Messenger RNA from Ctenocephalides felis (cat flea), 2889 nucleotides. RefSeq lists its product as uncharacterized. Gene Ontology annotation, molecular function: RNA polymerase II cis-regulatory region sequence-specific DNA binding; DNA-binding transcription factor activity. The transcript is spliced from 12 exons. Bases 1 to 2793 code for a protein of 930 amino acids. Gene Ontology annotation, biological process: regulation of transcription by RNA polymerase II. The record is from RefSeq and is a predicted model, not a curated record. NCBI's taxonomy places the organism in Eukaryota, Metazoa, Arthropoda, Insecta, Siphonaptera, Pulicidae.
AUGUCAGAAAAAACAAUUAUGUCUAUGAAUAACCAAGCAAUUAAAAUCGAACCGCCUGCAUAUUCAGAAGAAAACAUUAAACGCGAAAUUGAGGAUGAAAUGGAUGAUUUUGAUGAUAUUGUUAAAUCUGAAUCGUGUUCUGAGGAUGAUGAAACAUGUUUAGAAAGGUUCACGAAUUCCGAAGUGACUGUAGAACAAGAAGUCGAACAAGAGUCAAUCGAGACAUUGCCCUUUGAAUGUGGCAUUUGUUUUCGAUCAUUUGCAGAAUCACAUCAUUUAAAAGAGCAUAUGGUCGAUCACAUGUCUAGUAAUAAAACAGAAAGCCCUUUCAAAUGCGAAAUCUGUCAUAAGACUUUCAACAAAUUGGUUUAUUUAAAAAAACACAUGCUCAUUCACAGUGGUAAGCGCUCCUUUGAAUGCGGUAUAUGCGAUAAGACAUUUACAGAACUAGGUAGUAUGAAACGUCACAUGCUCAUUCACAAUGGAGUACGCCUCCAUAAAUGCAGUAUAUGCAGUAUGACAUUCACACAAUUAAGUUGUCUCAAACGUCACCUGCUCAUUCACAAUGGAGUACGCCCUCAUAAAUGCAGUAUAUGCAGUAUGACAUUCACACAAGUAGGUAGUCUCAAACGUCACCUGCGCAUUCACAAUGGAGUACGCCCCCAUAAAUGCAAUGCUUGCAAUAAGACAUUCACACAAUCAAGUCAUCUGAAAGGCCACAUGCUCAUUCACAAUGGAGUACGCCCCCAUGAAUGCGGCAAUGCAUUUGUGGUGAAUGCAGCCCUGUCGGAUCUUCUAAUCAGCGGUCUUCUAGUGCCAUCAUCGGCAGUGGUCCUCCUGGCAGGAGCAGACGAUUCCAUAGCAUUAUGCAGAUUUCAGUGGUUUCUGGCUUCUACAAGUUUUUUGGUCACCGCAUUUACCAUGGCCCUCAUAGCAGGAGAAAACCUAUCCCGUGUUUAUCCUGAUCGACCAUCCAACAAAGUCUUCCUGACACCGGCAAGGUGUGCCUGCUCGAUAGCCCUGGUUUGGCUAGUUUGCGUCAUGGUGUGCUCGGUGCCUCAAAUCAUGAAGAAUCAGGAAGCUGAAGACCUUAUUAUAAUAAAAGGCAAAUCUCUCACUAGAGAAACCAUGAACGAUGGAUUUCCUGGCUUAGAUUAUUGUGCCAGGAGAUUUAGGAAACUGGGAAGACAGUUGGAUGAUACGGAUGAAACGCGGGCGGGGCCUAUAGCUUUAUUGGUAACAGUAUGCGUCCCAUGUAGUAUUGCACUUCUCCUGCACAUUUGGGCGCGCCAUAGAGUCUCCAAGGAACAGCAACGCGCCUGCUCUCGCAGUUCUGAGCACAAAAGUCCGGCUAUACCGCUCAACAACGAAUGUGGUAUCUGCAAAAAACGGCAUGAUCAACAUUUGCUUGCAAAAUGCGAUGUAUGUCAUCUCUACUAUCAUCUCGGUUGCUUGAAUCCUCCGUUGACUAGACUGCCUAAAAAGUCUAAAUUGUACGGUUGGCAAUGUUCAGAAUGUGAUAAAUCUUCUGAUUCGGAACCUGAUAUCACGCAGCCGAAAGCGCCCAGAAAAUCCAGGACGAGGUACAGCAAAGAUGGCACGAUAAUACCAGCCACUACUCUGGACCAAAUCGAUAAUAGCCUGCACACUGAAGACAAACAGUCUUCUGUGAAUAAUACUCACACGAUUUCGCCUGAAAUCAAUAAUGUUUUGACGACUGAAUCUGGUACUGCAGCAGGCAGUGGUUCUUUGAAAUUCACUAUUAAAUCUGUUGACAAAUUGGCUGUGGCAGGAGAUGCUAAUUACACUGCUGAAAUUAUGAACAUAUCACAAGAAUCAGAUCAAAAUGUGGAAUUUGUCAAAAAGGCGGCAAAAAGCAAAAGUAAUAAAAAAUCAAGAAAAGAGAAACGCAAUCAUUUGGUACAGGAAACUUAUUUUCUUCAGCAGCAGCAAUCUCUUUCUAAUACUACGGAGGAAAACAUCACAAAUCAGUUUGGAGACAGUUCAUUUUUGUCAGAGGGCUCGACAUUCAGACCUAGUAUUGAAGGCAAUGGUGAUCCACUAGACACAUCAAUGUUAACAGAUCCUUUAAGCAUCAGUCCAUCUACAGAUGUCCAUAAGCAGAAUAGGAAAAGACGUAAAGAAAAGCAUCGCAAUAGGUAUUCACCCGAUUUUAUGAGAUCACCAUCAAAGGAACACAAGCGCAAACGAAAGAAGAAGUCACAGGAUGACAUGGAGAAUCCUAACGAUAGUUCAGGAUCUGCUAAUAAACCCAGAAUCACCAUCAAGAUCAAAUCAAUUCCUCUGCCUGCUGGUGAAGUGGCUUCAACAUCAAAUCCUCAAAUGUUCUAUGUGCCAAGUGACAGCAAUGAUGCUCCUCCUCAACAGCUAUCGGUCAGUCAAAUAAGCAUCACAGGGCCCGAAGCUGGUGAAAAUAACAUGGAAACAAUUGUAAAUGAUCAAUCACAGCCGCCAGGUACCUUCUUGACUCCUCCUCCUGUAGUGGCUAGAAAAAUACCCAACAGAAGAUCUUCUACUAUGGGUUCGGCAACAUCAGGACAAAGGGCAAUUAGAACAACACCUCAGCAGGAUACUGGUACUCCAACAGGAGAUGAUAUGAUGUGUGAUGUUUGUUCUAAACCUGGAACCAGCCAGAAUACUGUCAGAUGUGAUGAAUGCCUGAAAUGUUAUCAUUUUACUUGUCUUGAUCCACCUGUUAAAAAGUCUCCAAAACGACGUGGCUAUUCAUGGCAUUGCGCUGAUUGUGAUCCUACGGAAACUGAUUCCACAUGAGGUACUUUGAUGAAAUGAAUUCGUAUGUAUAUGAAUGUAUACAAACAAAUAAUUUUGUAUAUGCCCAUAUAUAGUAAUUAGGUCUGAAAGAUAUAG